Molecule: messenger RNA, 1235 nt
Organism: Mus pahari (shrew mouse)
Lineage: Eukaryota; Metazoa; Chordata; Mammalia; Rodentia; Muridae
Gene: Cenph
Product: centromere protein H
Exons: 9
Coding region: 87-812 (241 amino acids)
Biological process (GO): kinetochore assembly; chromosome segregation; mitotic spindle organization
Cellular component (GO): nucleus; kinetochore
Molecular function (GO): kinetochore binding
Source: RefSeq, a predicted model, not a curated record
GGUAUGAACUUCCGGGAGUCAAUUUGGUGGCGGGAAGAAGAGCAGCUGGGUUAUUUUCUGGGCGGAUCAGACCUGCGGCCUCUGCGAUGGAGGAGCAGCCGCGGGAGAGGCCUGUGGCCGGGGCUGAGGCCAGCGGAGAGGAGCGGGGUGUGUCGCAGGCCGCGGAGGAGCGCAUCGAAGACCGCAUCAGCCUGCUGCUCAGGCUGAGAGCUCAGACAAAGCAACAGCUCUUAGAAUACAAGUCCAUGAUUGACGCACAUGAAGAAAAAACUCCAGAACAGAUCAUGCAAGAAAAACAGAUUGAAGUUAAAAUUGAAGACCUGGAGAAUGAAAUUGAAGAUGUAAAAUGUAAUAUUGAAGUGCAAAAUCUUGCACUGAGCAGGAUGAAACUUUCAGUUGCACUUCAGGAGAACAUGGAGAACAUGGGACCUGAGAGCUGUGUUCUCACUGAUGACAUGAAGCACAUAUUAAAGCUACAAAAGUUAAUACUGAAGUCCCAGGAGGAGUCUUCAGAACUGGAGAGAAAACUGCUUGAUGUCAGGAAGAAGAGACUACAACUAAAACAAGCUUCAAGAAGUAAGCUUUUAGAAAUACAAACCGAGAAGAGCAAACAGAAAGAGGAUUUCGACAAGAUGGAGAAUUCUGAAAUGAUAAAGACCAUGAAAAAAAAUCUACAGAUGGAGAUAAAGCUCACUACAGUUAUUCAACACACAUUCCAGGGCCUUAUUUUGGCGAGUAAAAUCAACUGGGCAGAGGAUCCUGCCCUCAGAGAGACAGUGCUACAGCUGGAGAAGAAUUUCACCACGCUAUGAGAAGAAUCCCGCAGUUUAAAAUUGGUUUUGUGGCCAAUCUGUCAUUUAAAUAGCCGAGUUCAGGGGAAAUGUAAAUAGUGUUUUUGGAACCACUCUGCUGCUUCAGUUUUGGGGUUUGAGUUGAUGAUAUGACAUGGAAUCUUUCGUUUUAAAUGUGCUUAAAGUGACUGACAUCCUCUGCAGGAGUCUGGACAUGGAGGCCUUGGAAAGAAACAGGUGGUCCUGCUGCCGCAGGACGUGCACAUCUUUGCAAACAUUUUCCUGGUGACCCCUUUUGGAAUAUGCUUAUGCAUUUGUGCACCGUGCAAAGUUGUGUUUGUUAAGUAAGGUUGUGUCUUCUUUUCUCCUCUAUUUAGCAUGCAUUUUACUUUUAUAACUUAAGGAAUAAAAAAAAUAAACAUUACUGUCUUAUUAACUAAAAAA